UGCUGUUGUUUGUAAAUAAAUAAAAAUCAACAUGAAAUUUAAACCAAGUAAAAAUGUUAUUAGUUUAUUUUUAAAUAAAAAUUUUAGUACACAUUCAAAUCAUAAUGGUCGACGUGUUGUAGUCACUGGACUUGGUGCCGUUACACCACUUGGAAACAAUGUUCAGACAUCAUGGACUAAAAUCUUAGCUGGUGAGAGUUCAAUUACAAAUCUUUCCGGGGAAGAAUAUAAUAAAUUGCCAUGUAAAGUAGCCGCUCAAAUAGAUAAAAAUGCAUUAAAUUUAGAAAAUUAUUUUAAAAAGUCUGAUAUUAAAAGUAUGAGCCCUGCCACAUUAUUAGCAUUAUUAGCAUCUGAGGAAGCACUAACAUCAGCAAAUUUAAAAGAUAUACCCGAUAAAAAUAAAGACAGAAUAGGAGUUUGUGUUGGCAUGGGUAUGUUCGACUUAUCUGAUGUUUACUUAUCAUAUCAGAAUUUGGUGAAAGGGUAUAAUCGUGUUUCACCAUUUUUUAUUCCAAGAAUUCUGCCGAAUAUGGCUUGUGGUCAUAUCAGUAUGAGAUAUAAUUUUAGGGGACCAAAUCAUUCAGUGUCAACGGCAUGUGCAACAGGAGCUCAUGCUAUUGGUGAUGCAUUUCGUUUUAUAAAAUAUGGUGAUGCUGAUAUAAUGCUUGCUGGUAGUGGUGAAUCUUGCAUUGAUGCUUUAUCUAUAGCUGGUUUUUGUAGACUUCGUGCCUUAAGUACAACAUUCAAUGAUGAACCAAGUAAAGCAUCCAGACCAUUUGAUAAGAAACGUGAUGGUUUUGUUAUGGGUGAAGGUUCUGCAAUUUUAAUUUUAGAAAGUUUAGAAAAUGCUAAAAUGAGAAAUGCUCCAAUUUUAGCAGAAAUUUUAGGUUAUGGGCUAUCUGGUGAUGCCUAUCAUUUGACUUCACCAAGUGAGGAUGGUUUCGGAGCACAACUAGCAAUGAAACGUGCUAUUGAAGAAGCUAAACUUGAUUCUUCUCAAAUUGGUUAUGUAAAUGCUCAUGCAACAAGUACACCAACUGGAGAUAAAAUUGAAGCGAAAGCAAUUAGCUUAGUCUUAGGAAGAAAUGAUGUAGAAGUAUCAUCAACAAAGGGUGCCCAUGGUCACUUAUUGGGAUCAUCGGGAAAUUUAGAAGCUUUAUUUGUUGUAAAAGCCUGUCAUGAAAAUAUUUUGCCACCAUCUAUAAAUAUUGAUCAAUUAGAUGAUGAUAUCAAUAUAAAUAUUGUUAGAAAAUCAAAAAAAUGGAAUACGGACACAAGGAGAAUAGCUCUUAAAAAUUCAUUUGGUUUUGGAGGAACUAAUUGUUGUUUAUGUAUUUCUAGUUUUACCAAUUAAAUUCUGUUGAUUUUUUAUUACAUAUUUUAUAAACGACAAAAAUAUAAUUUGUCUGCUUUAUAUUUUAUUUUAUAGUUAUGUAGAUAGAUCAUGUUUAAAAUAAAUUCUUUUUUUUUAGAAUUGA
Molecule: messenger RNA, 1478 nt
Organism: Condylostylus longicornis
Lineage: Eukaryota; Metazoa; Arthropoda; Insecta; Diptera; Dolichopodidae
Product: 3-oxoacyl-[acyl-carrier-protein] synthase, mitochondrial
Exons: 1
Coding region: 32-1354 (440 amino acids)
Biological process (GO): fatty acid biosynthetic process
Molecular function (GO): 3-oxoacyl-[acyl-carrier-protein] synthase activity
Source: RefSeq, a predicted model, not a curated record